Xiphophorus maculatus (southern platyfish) is the source of this 2887-nucleotide messenger RNA. It is a transcript of the gene stx16, whose product is annotated as syntaxin 16. Gene Ontology annotation, cellular component: endomembrane system; SNARE complex; membrane. The coding region runs from base 795 to 1610 and encodes 271 amino acids. Gene Ontology annotation, biological process: vesicle-mediated transport; intracellular protein transport; vesicle fusion. Gene Ontology annotation, molecular function: SNAP receptor activity; SNARE binding. The transcript is spliced from 9 exons. The record is from RefSeq and is a predicted model, not a curated record. Lineage: Eukaryota; Metazoa; Chordata; Actinopteri; Cyprinodontiformes; Poeciliidae.
UUUUGGCUGAGCAAGUGAGUACAUACGACCCCCGUCUGAGUACACGUAGCAAUGCUGCGUUUCCCAAAAACAAUGAAGGAGAGACGGCAACAUGUGAAGGAAGAGACUCAUCAGCUGAGACUGAAGUCAAACUUUCUAACCUACACACUAAAUGCUGUAAAUCUGUCACUGCGGGAUGAAAGAUGGUAGUGGCGGCAUCAUGCUGAGGUGAUGUUGGGCAUUGACACAUGACAUACAGUCUGUCUGAGUUUGAGCUGUUUUGCUAAUCAGAAUAGACAAACGUUUCAGUCUGAAGACACGGGGACACUGAAAAAGCUGUAACUGCAGCUAAAGGUGGUUCUGAAGAAAGGGUUAAGUAAUUUUUUUAUUUUAAUUCUCCACUUCAGAUGUUCUAUUACAUAAAAUCCCAAUAUCAUACUGUGACGUCUGUGGUUGUUAUGUGGGAAAAUUUAAUAAGAGCUUACUGAGAAUGGUAUUUUUUUUUUCUUUCUGUAUGGGAGCUUGCACGAUCUAACUUUGCCUCAUUGCCUCUCAGGGAUGUGGUUGAUUUAUUUCUUACACUAGUAACACGCUUGUGUACAUUAUGAAGGACUAAUAUGAGCUGUCAGAACUAAUAAUGCUCAUUUUUAACCGAAAGUAGACAGCAAACCUUUUCUUUGAUAUUUGCAGGGGUUUUUUUCUGCGUUUCAAUCUGUUACUUCUGCUUUUCUCUCCUUUUGCUUAACCUGGCUGGAUGGAAACACUCUGCUCUCUGACAAUCACAUUAGGAGCUUGAUGAGUUGGCUGAUGACCGGAUGGCUCUGGUCUCUGGGAUCAGUCUGGACCCAGAAGCUGCUAUCGGCGUCACAAAGAAGCUGCCUCCCAAAUGGAUAGAAGGGGUCGACGAGAUCCAGUACGACAUCACACGGAUCCAGCAGAAGAUGAGGGACCUGGCUUUGCUUCACGACAAGCACAUGAACCGUCCAACGCUGGAUGACAGCAGCGAGGAAGAGCACGCUAUAGAGAUCACUACCCAGGAGAUCACGCAGAUGUUCCACCGAUGCCAGCGAUCCGUGACGGGCCUGCAGUCUCGCCGGGGCCACUGCACCGAGCAGGAGGAGAGGCUCUUGGUGAACGUGGUGUCGUCCCUGGCACAGAGCCUGCAGGACCUGUCCACCAACUUCAGGCACACGCAGUCCAGCUAUUUAAAACGUAUGAAGAAUCGGGAGGAGAGAUCGAAGCACUUUUUUGAUUCAGGACCUUUAAUGGAAGAGGAUGAAGAGUUGGCUCUGUAUGACAAGGGGUUCACAGAUGAUCAGCUGAUGCUGGUGGAGCAGAACACGGUUCUGGUGGAGGAACGGGAGAGGGAGAUCCGACAAAUAGUGCAGUCCAUCUCGGAUCUGAAUGAGAUUUUCCGGGAUUUGGCGGGAAUGGUGGUGGAGCAGGGAACUGUUCUGGACAGAAUUGACUUCAAUGUGGAGCAGGCUUGUGUAAAAACAGAUGAUGGACUAAAACAGUUACAGAAGGCGGAGCAGUAUCAGAAGAAAAACAGGAAGAUGCUCGUCAUUUUGAUCCUUUUUGUCAUAGUCCUUGUUCUAAUUAUUAUUCUUUUUGGAACAAAGUUUAAGUGAAGCAUUCCUCCGGCUUUGUGUCCAUCUGUUUGGGUUUUUGUCGUGUGUCUGUUUGGACUUGGACUCUUCUGGAUUCGUCUUGAAGCCGUCAAGAAGAAUUCAACAUCCCUCCAAGUGCAUUUUCAGCGGUGUGGAGAUGCUUUCUGCCUGCUGUCCAAUGAAAGAAGCGAAUCUUCAGUCUGGUUAAACACGAAGACUCUGACAGAAGCCCCGUCCACGCUGACAUAUCUGUGUCUUAACGAAAGGAAAACCCCUUUAAUGUUGAAGUACUCAUGAUAAACUGCUAAAACGGAGCAUUUUCUGCUUAAAGUCGAAGCACAGGUGGUGAUGAAGAUCAGUGACUUCUGUCUAAUAUUCUGUAAUUUGGUUUCUGAUGGGGACAAGAGCUGGUAAAAAUCAAUGUAUUAGGUGUGAUUUCACUGCAAAUUCACUUUCAGCUCAGCGUUAUAUUUACAUCUCAGUAUUUGAUCUUUUAAAGAUGUAAAGAGGAUAAUAUUAGCAUUUGGGUUUAUUAGAGAAGCUGUUUAGUUCCAAAAAAAAAAAUCCUUUGGUUUAUUAACUACCUAUUUUUAUUUAAGUGGCUCUAAUUUUAACAACAUGGUUCUCUUGGAUCCAAUUCAAUGAUCUUUAGUCUUCUGUCACAUUCGCUAUAUUUUGAAUGAAGUGCUCAUUGUAAAAACACUUGUUUUUAUAUUCCAUGGUCCAUGCAUAAAGUGCUACCUUUUAAAACUCUUGCAGUUUGCACAUAUUGAGGGACUAAGAGGAGAGGAAAGUUAUGAUGUAAUACUACUGUUGCUUGUAUGAUAAAAAAAAAAAAGAAUUAUUUAUUUUCUGAUACCUUAAAAUAAUCCAGAGGUGUUUCCUGUAGAUUUACUGUACACUGAGUAGAGUAUGUUUAAAAUAAACCCACUCCACUGAAAACUGUGAUGUUGUCCAACGCAGGCAGUCGUUUGAACAUAUCCUCAUCAGUUUUAGGAGGAUUAUUAUUAUUAUUGUUGUUUCUAUUUCAGUUUGGACACAUUUCAUUCAAGUGUGUUUCAAAUUCUCUUCAUGUACUUUCUCAUUUUAAAGACUGAGAAGCUUAAAUGAUAGCUUUACUAUCUGUACUUAAACCUACACUUCAUACAACUGUCCAAUCAUCUGUGUCGUUGGUGUGGAGUUUUGUUCGUGACGGACAAAAUGGUCUUUGUGGUACUACAUGUAUGCUUUGGUUUUUGAAGUGAAACAGUGGAGGACAUGGCUGCUUUUUUUUUAAAGAAAAUAAAGCUGAAAUAUGA